CACAUAGAGCCAUUAACAAAGAACUCUCUUCGGUUUGUAAAACAAUGGCUUUAAUACAUGGAAAAAAACUUACCAUAGUCUUCUUGUUGAUUUUGCAGACUUCCACAUAUCAAGCCAUGUGCCGCACGUUACUUGAAGAUUCCAUUGUUGGGAGAUAUCAGCAAUGGAUGGCUAAGUAUGGACGCAACUACGAAGAUGAUGCUGAGAAGGAAAAGCGUUUCAAGAUAUUCAAGGACAAUGUUGAAUACAUAGACAAAGUCAACAAUGAAGGGAAUCGCACUUACAAGUUAAGUGUCAAUGAAUUUACAGACUUAACAACUGAAGAGUUCAUUGCUACUCGUACUGGAUACAAGAUUUCCUCCCAGCCCACUUCACCCAAAACUACAUUCAGAUAUGAAAACCUGACUGAAAUUCCAAUGACUAUGGAUUGGAGAGAGAAAGGAGCUGUUACCCCCAUUAAAAACCAAGGCCAGUGUGGAUCUUGCUGGGCCUUUUCGGCUGUGGCAGCAGUAGAGGGGGUCAACCAGAUCAAAAAUGGCAACAAAAUCUCCCUUUCCGAGCAACAACUAGUAGACUGUGUGGAAAGCAAUAAUGGCUGCAAUAAAGGUUCCAUUGAUUAUGCCUUUGCAUAUAUAAUACAGAACAAAGGACUAGCCACUGAGGAAAACUACCCAUAUCAGGCUAUGGAUGGAACUUGUGACCAGCAAAUGGCAUCUAAUGUUGUAGCUCAGAUAAGUUCAUACGAAGACGUACCUUACAAUAGUGAGGAGGCAUUACUACAAGCAGUGGCCAACCACCCAGUUUCAGUUGCCAUAGAAGCUUAUGGUCGUGACUUUCAGUCCUAUUCCAGUGGAGUUUUCACAGGAGAAUGCGGGACCAAUUUAGACCAUGCCGUUACUGUAAUCGGGUAUGGAAUGAGUGAUGAUGGUACCAAGUACUGGUUAAUCAAGAAUUCAUGGGGCACCACCUGGGGUGAGAGUGGCUACAUGAGGAUUCAGAGAGAUACUGAAGCACCAGAAGGUGUUUGUGGCAUUGCCAUGAGACCUUCCUAUCCGGUGGCUUAGGUACCCCAACGGUGACAGAUCAAGUCACCUAUAAGUAUUGCUCCUUCUUUCACUAUAUGUAUGUUAAAUUUAUUAUAGCAUAGAAAAUGCCUAUUUUGCUACUUGUAUCAUCGAAAUUGGAACCAAGUAAUAAAUAAGCUAGCCUAGUUGCUACGUUUCCCAUAAA
Molecule: messenger RNA, 1230 nt
Organism: Quercus robur (English oak)
Lineage: Eukaryota; Viridiplantae; Streptophyta; Magnoliopsida; Fagales; Fagaceae
Product: zingipain-2-like
Exons: 2
Coding region: 45-1064 (339 amino acids)
Cellular component (GO): lysosome
Molecular function (GO): cysteine-type endopeptidase activity
Source: RefSeq, a predicted model, not a curated record